GAUUGUUCUCCAAAACCCUAAGCAAAUAAAUCCAAUUUGCAUUGCAAGAUGGACCAUCGCGAUGCAGAAGAAUCAGACGGUGGAGAUGUAUCUUCCGCCCAAGCAGUUCUUCUGGGAGCUUUAGCUCCCGGUGUUAAUGUUUCUUUCAGAAACCGGUUUAGUGUCUAUCGAUCAUCAAAUGCGUGAGAUGGGCUUAGAGCAUAAGGACCAUCUAGAGAAAAACAGAAAGAGCAAAUAACUAUUUUCUUACAAACAUUAGAAAAGAAGACGUCGUGUACUUUGGAGAUUGGGAGGCUUUCUGAGGACACUUCCUUGAAAUGUUUGAGAGAACCUUCUGCUGAAAUCCUUCAUGGUGAAUUGAACAGCAUCCAAAUCUUCCAGAUUUCAUGAGAAGAAACAUUUUGGUUGAAGGGAUUGAUACUCCAUAUCCUGAUGGAUUAGCACACCAAUGCUGGUCUGAUUUCUAUGAGAAACUUUACCUUCUGAUGCUCCAGAAGACUGACCAAGAAUCGUCUGUAGUCAAGAGAAUGCAAGAACUUCAAGUCAGCUCCAGCUUCAACAAGACAAUGGGGUCUUCAACUGCUUCUUUAUUACCUUCAACUUCAAGAAUGAAUGAUACCGAGAAUCUUAGAUUUCCCCAAGGUUUUUCUUUUGAAGAGGUGGGUUGCCUUGACUCGAGCAAGUGCGAGGUUUUGUCCUGCCAUUUUUCAUCAGAUGGAAAGAUUUUGGCGAGUGCUGGGUUUGUAAACCAGGUUUUCAUUUGGAACAUGGAAACUCGUGAUCAUGUAACUACAUCAUCUGCAUCUUCUCAUUAUAUUACGGAUGUUAGAUUUAAACCAGGUUCAACUAUAUUUGCAACAUCUUCCCUUGAGGCAAAUGUAAAAAUAUGGGAUGCUGCUAGCAGGGGAGCUAGUAAUCAAAUUAGAUUCCAGCCUGGAUUUGGGAAGCUUUUAGCCACUGCUACUGGAAAUAUUAUCAACAUAAUUCUUUUUGAGAAUUCAGCUUUUCUGUUCCAUCUAAAGGGACAUAUCAAAGAGGUUCUUUCCAUUUGUUGGGAUGAAAGUGGAAACUACGUUGCCUCUGUAAGUGAGGAUAGUGCACGUGUCUGGUUUGUGCUGUCUGGCGGAAAGUGCAUAAAUGAAUUGCAUUCGAAUGGGAACAAGUUCCGGUCGUGCAUAUUUCACCCUAGAUAUCCUAACCUUGUAAUUGUUGGUGGCCAUAAGAACCUGGAAUUAUGGAUACCUGAGAGCAAGCAAACCAUGGCCGUUCUUGCCCACAAUGAUAUAAUUGCUGGACUAGCAACUUCUCCCCAAAAUGGAUUGAUUGCUACAGCAAGCUAUGAUCAUUGUGUUAAACUAUGGAAAUGUAGUUCGAGAGCAAGUCUCUGUUCUUAUGUCUAAAUUUUUGGAGUUUAAUAUCUAGUUUAGACACAACUUUACUUUUAUAGCAUGCUUUGGACUGA
Molecule: messenger RNA, 1462 nt
Organism: Gastrolobium bilobum
Lineage: Eukaryota; Viridiplantae; Streptophyta; Magnoliopsida; Fabales; Fabaceae
Product: transcriptional corepressor LEUNIG_HOMOLOG
Exons: 9
Coding region: 387-1400 (337 amino acids)
Molecular function (GO): transcription corepressor activity; protein binding
Source: RefSeq, a predicted model, not a curated record